Fundulus heteroclitus (mummichog) is the source of this 1826-nucleotide messenger RNA. It is a transcript of the gene dnajb1a, whose product is annotated as DnaJ heat shock protein family (Hsp40) member B1a. NCBI's taxonomy places the organism in Eukaryota, Metazoa, Chordata, Actinopteri, Cyprinodontiformes, Fundulidae. The coding region runs from base 432 to 1430 and encodes 332 amino acids. Gene Ontology annotation, cellular component: cytosol. The record is from RefSeq and is a predicted model, not a curated record. Gene Ontology annotation, molecular function: Hsp70 protein binding; transcription corepressor activity. The transcript has 3 exons.
UCAGGUGAAACCGGAAGUUGUUUGGAGGGAAUCCUCCCGACCUACAUCCGUCAGCUUCUUCCAGAAGUUUCUGCGCCGGCUUCUCUCUCCAGCGCAGCGGCAACUCAUCGCCAAGUACACUUUGUUCCUCACUUUUUUUUAUUCAGACAAAUCGGACUAAAUACACGGAGCCUUCUUACCCUCGGCUUGUGCGCUCAGAGAAGAAAGUUUUCCUCGGACUGUCACAGCCAUCAGGACUGUUUUAUUCCCCCCGUGUGUAUCUGUGUGUGUGUGUGUGUGCGUCUGUGUGUGUCCGUGGAGGUGACACCAGCUGCGGCGUGGAGAGGCGGAGGGGGGGGUGCAGAACACGCAUGACCCCCUGGAUGUCCGCGCUGACCGGGCUUUCAUAACGGAGGUGGGGAGGGAAGCGGAGCCGAACCCCGGCCACUGUGAUGGGUAAAGAUUACUACGAUGUGCUGGGAAUAGCCAGAGGAGCUUCCGACGAGGAGAUCAAAAAGGCGUACAGAAAGCAGGCUCUGCGCUUCCACCCGGACAAAAACAAGUCGCCCGGAGCCGAAGACAGAUUCAAGGAGGUUGCCGAAGCGUAUGAUGUCCUCAGCGACGCCAAGAAACGAGACAUUUACGACCGCUAUGGAGAAGAAGGAUUAAAGGGUUCAGGCGGCGGCGGGGAACACUGCGGCCCCACCUUCAACUACACCUUCAGCGGAGACCCCCAUGCCAUAUUCGCCGAGUUCUUCGGCGGCCGCGGCACGUUCGACCACUUCUUCUCCACGUCCAUCGACGGCGACGCGGACGACCCCUUCUCGGCGUUCGGCGGGAUGGGCGGCUUCCACAGGUCCUUCAAGGGCCACGCCGGCGGUCCCCACAGGGCGCACGAGAGGAGGCAGGACCCGCCCGUGGUGCACGAGCUGAAGGUGAGCCUCGAGGAGGUCUUCACCGGGUGCAUGAAGAAGAUGAAGAUCUCCCGCAAGAGACUCAACCCCGACGGCUGCACCGUGCGCAAAGAGGACAAGAUUUUAACCGUGAACAUCAAGCGCGGGUGGAAGGAGGGGACGAAAAUCACUUUUCCCAAGGAGGGCGACGAAACGCCAAGCAACAUUCCCGCCGACGUGGUGUUCGUGGUGAAGGACAAACCCCACCCCGUGUUCAGGAGAGACGGCUCAGAUAUAGUUUACCCUGCGAAGAUCUCCCUUCGAGAGGCGCUAUGCGGAUGCACGGUCAAGGCGCCCACUCUGGACGGCCGGACCAUCACCGUCACCUCCAGGGACGUCGUGAAGCCCGGCACGAAGAAGCGCAUCGCCGGCGAGGGGCUCCCUCUGUCCAAGUGUCCCGAGAAAAGAGGCGACAUGAUCUUGGACUUCUCGGUGAAGUUCCCCGACAAGCUGGGGGAAGGCACGCGAGACGCCCUCGAGCACAUCCUCCCCAUGUGACCGAAGACUCGCCGGGUCGACCCGCUAACAUUUCCUGCCUCGCCGUCGCGUUCCGGCCCUGGCCGACUCAGGCUCUGGUUUCAGCACCUGGACAGCGUUUUAUUUGAAGGAAGAAAAAAAGCAACCGUAGAAGCAACCGUUUUCAAAGUUUGCACGGCUAAUGGGGUUUUUUUGUGGGAGAGGAUUAUAUUCCCCCGCAGACGUUUAUGGGAGCGUGCGGCCGGCCACCUUAAUCGAACCUCAGGUGUGCCGACGCCUGCCUGAGCGUAGUUGUGUCUGGACAGAAGAAAUGUAUAUCUCCUGAUUUGUGUCGUAGUAAAAGUUCAGCGUUUCACCCCUCGAUCGUAAUAAUCCUGCGACGUCACAAAAUGCGGACGGCGACGGCACCGAAGGGAC